Ascochyta rabiei is the source of this 264-nucleotide messenger RNA. RefSeq lists its product as uncharacterized. The record is from RefSeq and is a predicted model, not a curated record. The coding region runs from base 1 to 264 and encodes 87 amino acids. The transcript has a single exon. NCBI's taxonomy places the organism in Eukaryota, Fungi, Ascomycota, Dothideomycetes, Pleosporales, Didymellaceae.
AUGAAUAUCUUAGUACUCUUGUCGCUUUUGCUCUUCAUUCCGUUCAUUUUCUUCCUAAUCUUCCUCGCCCUGUCGUCCUGCAUGGGCGACGGCUUCCGCGCCCGGAUCUCAGGCAUGUCCAUCAAUCCACGACACGGCUCGUAUGGGCGCGGUUACGCCCGAGGCCUUGGUUCAGGCGCCGGCAGCGCAGGAUGGGAGCAGAUCGAAAUGGAGGACAUGAUGGGCGAAGACAGCUCCGAUGAUGAUGUUCCUCACGGACGCUGA